This is a messenger RNA of Aspergillus aculeatus ATCC 16872, 682 nucleotides long. RefSeq lists its product as uncharacterized. Bases 244 to 606 code for a protein of 120 amino acids. Lineage: Eukaryota; Fungi; Ascomycota; Eurotiomycetes; Eurotiales; Aspergillaceae. The record is from RefSeq and is a predicted model, not a curated record. The transcript is spliced from 3 exons.
AUCUCCAUUCUAUGCUUCAAGCUCGUAUGCCGAGUCGUCUAAUGAUGCCCCAUAUCGUGAGCGAUUGGAUAUGUUUUAGUCACAAUCAAUCAUACGAGACUCAAUUCUUCUCGUCUGUCGCCGUCUGACAACUUCACCGGACAGAAAAAUCUAUAAAGUGCACUGGGGUUGCUCGUCUCUGCUGAUCCUUCACAUCGCAUUCUCUAUCUCUUCUCAGUCAAGAUCAUACCUACCUCUAUCACCAUGCAGCUCCUUUCCCUCGCCACCAUGGCCGUCCUCGCUGGCGUCGCCGCUGCCAAGAGGAACGUUUACAUGUGCCCUGGACCAAACUGGACGGGCCCCUGCACUCUGUUCGGCUUCGACAAUGGCGAGUGCAUGGAUAUCAGCUUCUGGGAUACCCUGGGCUCUAUCGGACCGGAUGAGGGGUUGGUCUGCUCCAUGUUCGUUGAGCCGGGCAACUGCUACAUGACGACAGGCAACUUCAACUCGGGCGGCUUCGUGAGCCCCGGCAUUGCCGACUUGACGACCUGGCAGAUGGGCAGCGGCGAGAAGUGGCCGGGAUACUGGUUCAGCAACGCCAAGACCGUUCAGUGCUUGUACCAGUAGUCAGCUGGAGUCAUCGUUUCAUUGUCUUUUACUUAGCGUGCACAAAAUCGAAAUGCAUUACCAUUACCGUUUUGGG